CGUGACCUCCUCCGGGCUUAGCUGGAGCACAUGGAAAGCAGCCAGCUUUACUUCCCCACGGCAGAGAAGGGGAAGGGAAAGAGGUCCUUGGAUGUCUGUCCUCUGCCUGGAAAAGGGAAUUUCCUGCAAAAUCCUCCUGGCUGGCCUGUCUGCCCUGGACACAUCCCUCCAUCUGUGUCUCCAGAACCUGCCUGCUCCAGUGGCAUCCUGCCUGCUCUUCCUGCCUGCAAGAGUAGUAAAGCUGAGCUUGUGCCUGGCGCGUGGCUGCCCUCCCUCUCGUGCUGCCCAUGCUCUGAGGGAGGAUCCAUCCCUCUGGCCAUGUGGAGCUGUUUGGAAAGGCCAUGGAGUGCUAGUGAAGGCAAUCAGUGAAGGAAGAUGCUGAGGACAAGGCUCCAGCAGUUCUGUCUCCACCCCCAGCCCAGCUGCCCCGUGCCUGGUGAGGCUGAGCAGCCCCCCUGUGUCCGUGGGACAGCCAAGGGGGACAGUGAGGGGGACAGUGGCUGCUGGCAGGAGAGGAGGAGCAGAGGGGAGCAGAGCUGCCAUCAGCUCUGGGAUGCCCCAGCCUCCGAGCCAGGUGAGCAGGAGGCACAGAUGGGACUGCUGGGAGAGAGACCGAGUGGGAGCUGCCAGAGGGACCCCAGGGGGCUCAGUGGGGAUGCACCACAACCCCCAUUGAAUGGCAGCAGCCUGGCCUUGGUGGAGCAGCCUGCAGCACCUCCCAAGUGCCCUGGCUCUGCCCCAGAGCUGCCCCCCACAGCAGACAGCCCCACGGACAACCCCAGCCAGGAGUGGAAAGUGGUGAAGAUCCAACGGGUCCUCAUCAACCCUGACUUUGAGCCAAGGAAAACAGGUCUCUCCCGCAGCGCCAGCCUCUCGGAGAAGGAGCUGAAGGAGGCGAAGGCGCGGAGCCAGAGGAUCGCAGCUCAGCUCACCACGGCUCCUGGCCCCAGCUCCAAGGGUGUCCUGCUGUUCCACCGGCGCAGGCAGCGCGUUGAGGGGCUCUCGGGGGCCGGGCAUGGCGGGGGGCUGCCGCUGAGCCCCGCUGCCCAGCCUUGCCAAGGGGCCAUGGAGCAGAGCCAGGGGCAGAGGAUGAAGCCGGAGCCUGCCCAGCCUGGCAAUCCAGGAGAAGGGAUGCUGGCAAACGCCUCCCCGUGCCAGGAGCUUCCUGCUGAAGCCCAGCAGGUCCCACUCAGCGUUUACCUGAAGGAGAACAUGGCAUCGGCCACCACCAACGGCGUGCAGGAGCGCUCGGCCAGCGGGAUGGAGAGAGAGGUGGAGGGGCUCGGAAAUGCAGGAGCCCCUGCGGGGCCGAACACGGCGGCACUGGUGGUGGCACAGAGCCCCGGGGAGGGAAAGAACGUCAGCGUGCCCAGUGAGGUGCCCGGUGAGGUGCCUAGCGAGGUGCCCAGCGCUCCAGCAGGGACAGCCACAGCCAGGGCAUCGCCAGCCGGGCAGCAGCAGAACGGGGCGCAGGGCCGGCAGUACUAUGAGGUCCAUCUCACCCUGGCCAAGCCCAAGCCUGUGAAGAACCGGACGGCCAGACCCUUCGGCACUCAGGCAUCCCCCGCCAGUGCCCAGCCGGCCGAGGAGCCCCCUGCCCCCGAGCUGCCCCCACCUCCAACCUACGCAGAGACCCUCAGCAGCCCCCCACCCCUCACUCGUGUUCGCUCCCCCCCUGCCUAUUCGGCCCUGUACCCCACCCAGGAGCAGAAGAUGCUGCCAGAUCCCCUUCUGGGCUGCGGGGUGAGUGGACCAAACCCCUUGCCCAAAACAGGGAUCCUGGAGGAGUCGGCUGCCCGCAGAGCCAGCAGAAAGUCCAUGUUCACCUUCGUGGAGAAGCCGAAGCUGGGCCCCAACCCCGACCUGCUGGACCUGGUUCAGAGUGCAGACAGCAGGAAGAAGCAGAAGGAGCAGAGGGAGCCCAGUGCCGAGGAUGAGCCCUUUGCCCUGGGGGCUGAAGCUGCGAACUUUGUCCCCAACAGUGCAGCCAGGGGUGUGCAGCACCUCACACCAGCUGAGGAUGCUCCAGCAUGGUCCUCCUGCCUCAAGUCUCCCACCAUCCAGCCCAAGAAGAAGCCACAGCCCAGCCACAUCCUCACUGAAGCGAGAGGGAAGGGAGCUGAGCUCUUUGCCCGCCGACAAUCCAGGAUGGAGAAGUUCAUCAUUGAGGCCCCCUCCCAGCCUGAGCUGCUGCGGUCCCCAUCGCCCACCAUGUCCCUGCCUCCCUCCUGGAAGUAUGACAACAAUGCUUACCUGUCACCCAUGGUCUCCAGACGCCCCUCCAAGAGUCCCUGCAGGCCCUCCAAAACCCCUCCUGCAUCGCUGUAUGGCAGCAACCUAAUGGAGAACGAGGUGUCCCAGAAGGAGCUGGAGAUCUCCAAGCACCAGCCUUACCAGCUCCAGUCUUCUCUCUUCAUCCUCUCCCCAUCCAAGAGGCCAACAAGGUCCAUGCCCCAGGAGGUGCCUCCACCCAGACCCUCUCUCCCCGACUCCUACCCCUAUCCCCAGCAAGCCUCCUGCCCGACCUCUCCGUUGCCUCCUUCCCCGGUUUGGCAUCCCACCGUGGUGCCCAGCGCCGGCCAGACCACUGCCAGCCCCUUCCCCAGUGCUGCCGGGGCUCUGCCCCUGACUCCCGACAGCCGUGCCGGUCCUGGAGCCCCGGCUGAGGUGCUGCUGGCCUCCCCGUGCCGCCUGCUGCCGCCCCGGGCAAAGGCAGGCUUCCAGGCACCCCGGCCCUCCUACUCCACCAGGAAUGCCGGCAUCGAGCCGCAGGUGUGGAAACCUUCUUUUUACUACAAGUAAUGGUGGCAGAGAGAAAAACACAGGGGUGCUAGGCUGAGUCCUCCCUAACUGCUCAUGGGAGUGCCAAAAGCCAAACCAACCACAAAAAAAAGGAGGGGGGAAAGAAAAGAAAAUAGAAAAAAGAAGUGGUUGUGAGGCUGCGGUGCUGGGACAGCGGGUGACAGGCGCUGCUGAGCCCCCGGUGCAACAGGAGCUGAGGAGUCCCGGGGAGGCAGCAGGAACUGGGCACAGAGCCUGCAGGAUUCCCAAAGAGUCAGUAGGAGGCUGCCAGUCCCACAAGGCUGAUCUUGCUCUUCUCUCACCUGGAAACUGUAUGGAGCAUCACACCUCUGGCUCCCUCCUUUCCUCACCUCCAGCUUUUCCAGCUCUCAGAGCUCUGUCUGCUCCUCCACAUCCCCUCUGUCCUGUGGCUCUUCUCAGCCUCCUACCAAAGCAAACCUGGAGGGGACACGCUGCCUUUCUGCCUCACUGUGCCUGCUCCUGGCUCUUCUGUUGCUCCUUCAGGAUCUGUCCUCGUUUGCUUCCUCACUGUGGAGGAAGAACUGCAUCCCUCGGGGAAUGGCAGAGUCCAGUGCUGCUGGGCCCGGGGACACCGCGGGGUCUCUGUCCCUGCUGGGGUGGGCACUGCUGGAAGCAAGGGAUGUGCUGGGAUGAGGAGGGUGCCAGGGCUGCUGGGUGAUGUCCAGCCCAAGGCAUCAUCCAGCUGUGCCUCUGCCCAUGCCCUCUCACCACUUUCCCCAUGGUGCCAAGUUGCCUUUUGACUGUGCUUUAUUUCUCCUGCAUUUUUCUUUUUCCCCCUCUUUCUGAAUACACUCUCUGCGCUGUCA
Messenger RNA from Cyanistes caeruleus (blue tit), 3629 nucleotides. The record is from RefSeq and is a predicted model, not a curated record. Lineage: Eukaryota; Metazoa; Chordata; Aves; Passeriformes; Paridae.